AUGUGGGCGUACAAGGUGGUGGUACUGGGCUCGUGGGGCGUGGGCAAGUCCGCCCUCACCGUGCAGCUCGUGACCGGCACCUUCAUCGAGAAGUACGACCCCACCAUCAAGGACUUCUACCGCAAGGAGAUCGAGGUGGACUCGUUGCCGUCAGUGCUGGAGAUCCUGGACACGGCGGGCACUGAGCAGUUAGCGUCCAUGCAGGACCUGUACAUCAAGAACGGCCAGGGGUACAGCCUGGUCAACCAGCAGAGCUUCCAGGACAUCAAGCCCAUGCAGGACCAGAUCAUCCGCGUGAAGCGAUACGAGAAAGUGCCAGUCAUCCUGGUUGGGAACAAGGUGGACCUGGAGAGCGAGAGAGAAGUGUCCUCCAACGAAGGCCUAACUCUGGCCGAAGAGUGGGGCUGUCCUUUCAUGGAGACGUCCGCGAAGAGCAAAACAAUGGUGGGCGAACUGUUUGCAGAAACUGUGAGGCAGAUGAACUACGCUACUCAGCCUGACACAGAUGACCCAUGCUGUUCAGCCUGUAACAUACAAUAG
Messenger RNA from Perognathus longimembris pacificus (Pacific pocket mouse), 540 nucleotides. Its product is annotated as ras-related protein Rap-2a-like. The record is from RefSeq and is a predicted model, not a curated record. The coding region runs from base 1 to 540 and encodes 179 amino acids. Gene Ontology annotation, cellular component: plasma membrane. Gene Ontology annotation, molecular function: GTPase activity; GDP binding; GTP binding. Gene Ontology annotation, biological process: negative regulation of cell migration; Rap protein signal transduction. The transcript has a single exon. NCBI's taxonomy places the organism in Eukaryota, Metazoa, Chordata, Mammalia, Rodentia, Heteromyidae.